AUGCCGACGGCAGAGACCGGGACAGGGGCGUGGAGCGUGGCGGGGGCGGUACUGGCGGUGCUGGCGGCCGGCGUGGUGGUGCGGGCGGCGGUGAGUGUCGGCCCCUACUCGGGGUGGGACUCGCCGCCGCGAUGGGGCGACUACGAGGCACAGCGGCACUGGAUGGAGCUCACGCAGGUGCUGGGGCCGACCGAGUGGUACCGCAACUCGUCGCGCAAUGAUCUCGACUACUGGGGCCUGGACUAUCCGCCGCUGCAGGCGUACCACGCCAAGGCCUUUGGCUGGCUCGCCGCCGCACUCGAGCCGUCCAUGGUGGCCGAAACGGUCUCGCGUGGCUACGCCUCGGCCUCGUCUAAGGCUCUGAUGCGGGGAUCGGCGCUGGUGUCGGAUGUGCUCUUCUUUGCCCUCCCUGCCCUCGCUGCCCUGCCCAUCGCGCUGCGGCUCGGUGUUGUCCGCAGCCGGGCAGCGCUCCUUGCCGCCCUCUGGGCCCUCUGGCUCCAGCCCGGGCACAUCCUCAUCGACCACGGUCAUUUUCAGUACAACUGCGUGGCGCUCGGCCUAGUGCUGGCGGCGAUCAACUCGUGGUGCGCGGGCGCGCCGGCGGUUGCGGCUGCAGCCUUUAUCGGUGCGGUGUACUUUAAGCACAUGGCGCUCUACUUUGCGCUGCCUGUCUUCUUUGCGGUGGUAGGCAUGGCGUUGGCUGCACGGUCGUGGGGCGGGACGUUUCGCUUUAUUGCACUCAACGCAAGCGUUGUGCUGGUGGCCACUGCCGUAGUCUGGCUCCCAUGGCUCCUGCCGACUGCUGAUGGCACGAUGCCGUGGGAUGCCGACUCGCCGCUUGCGGCGGCGCUCUCACGACUGUUUCCCUGGCAGCGCGGUCUGUUUGAGGACAAGGUUGCUUCAGCGUGGUGCGUCUUCGAUCCUAUCCUCAGGAUCAAGACCAAGUGGUCCAUGGCAGGGCAGCGGACGCUGACCAUGGGUGUGACGCUAGCGGCGACGCUGCCGUCGUCGGUGAUGGCGGCGAUGGUCCUGGCACGAGGCGGCGUAGCGCCCGGUGGCACACUCUCCCCCGCUGGACGGUCAGCACUGACUCUCAGCCUCGCCGCCGGUGGUCUUGCGUUCUUCCUCUUCUCGUACCACGUCCACGAGAAGUCUAUUCUCUUCCCAAUGCUCCCGCUCUCGCUCCUUGCUCCGGCCGCGCCGCUGGAGAUCAUGUGGCUCUCUGUGGCCGCCGUCUUCUCGAUGUUCCACCUGCUUGUCCGCGACGGGCUAGCUGUCACGUACCUUGGUGUUGUGCUGAUAUUUUGCAUGGGCAUGGUUGUGCUGACCGGCGGCAGGGCGCGCUUUGGCUUGUGGAGUGCGGGCGCGAUGGCGGUGUCGGCGGCAGGCAUGGUGAUGCUGCACGCGGCGGACGCGUUUGUGGCACCGCCGGCAGCCCUGCCAUACCUUUGGGCGCAUGCCUUUGCGGUGUGGUCGUUCGCCCACUUUGCGGCUGCGUGGCUCGUCUGUAACGUGAGCCUCUUCGGGGCGGUGCGCGCGCGGGCAACAACGCACGCCAAGACGGAUUGAACGAGAACGGCGCU
Messenger RNA from Thecamonas trahens ATCC 50062, 1583 nucleotides. Its product is annotated as dolichyl glycosyltransferase. NCBI's taxonomy places the organism in Eukaryota, Apusomonadida, Apusomonadidae. Gene Ontology annotation, molecular function: dolichyl pyrophosphate Man9GlcNAc2 alpha-1,3-glucosyltransferase activity. The record is from RefSeq and is a predicted model, not a curated record. Bases 1 to 1569 code for a protein of 522 amino acids. The transcript has a single exon. Gene Ontology annotation, cellular component: endoplasmic reticulum membrane. Gene Ontology annotation, biological process: protein N-linked glycosylation.